This is a messenger RNA of Ananas comosus (pineapple), 1376 nucleotides long. Its product is annotated as SUMO-activating enzyme subunit 1B-1-like. Gene Ontology annotation, biological process: protein sumoylation. Gene Ontology annotation, cellular component: SUMO activating enzyme complex; cytoplasm. The coding region runs from base 33 to 1067 and encodes 344 amino acids. The transcript is spliced from 11 exons. Gene Ontology annotation, molecular function: SUMO activating enzyme activity. The record is from RefSeq and is a predicted model, not a curated record. Lineage: Eukaryota; Viridiplantae; Streptophyta; Magnoliopsida; Poales; Bromeliaceae.
GCGAAUUUUUGCUGUGUUCUUCAUGGGAAAAAAUGGAGCAUGAUGAUUGUAAGAACAACAUUGUCCAUCGAUUGAGUGGGUUGCGGAUCGACAUGGACGAGGAGGAGCUCACGGCGCAAGAAACGGCCCUCUACGAUCGCCAGAUCCGAGUGUGGGGCGUCGAUGCGCAGAAGAGAUUAAGCAGGGCUCACGUACUGAUUAGCGGUUUGAGUGGUGCAACUGCUGAGCUUUGCAAGAACAUUGUUCUGGCAGGAGUUGGGAGUUUGACAUUGGUGGAUCCUCGUCCUGUUACAGAGGAUGCUUGUAAUGCGAACUUUCUUAUUCUUCCUGAGAACAUAAACGGUGGCAGAUCGCUAGCAGACGUCUGCUGUGAGUCUCUAAAAGAUUUCAAUCCGAUGGUUCGGGUUUCAGCCGAAAAAGGUGACUUAAUGCAGUCUGACGGGGAAUUUUUCAACAAGUUUGAUGUUGUAGUUAUUAGUUGCUGCUCUUCUAAAGCUAAGAAAUUGAUUAAUGAGAAAUGUCGCAAAAGGUCAAGGCGCAUGGCAUUCUAUACAGUAGAAUGCAGAGAUUCUUGUGGUGAAAUUUUUGUCGACCUGCAGAAUUACACAUAUAUGCAGAAAAGCUCUGAUGAUACUGCUGAAUGUCAAUUGGAUUUUCCGAGUCUUGAGGAAGCUAUUUCAAUACCUUGGAUGGAUCUUCCAAGAAAAGUGAGCAAAUUGUUCUUCGCCAUGAGAGUGUUGGAUAUGUUUGAAUCGUCCAAAGAACGGAAUCCUGGUGAAACAUCUAUUUCCGAUCUUCCUGAAAUUCUGAAGUUGAGGGAGGAAAUGUGUAAUGCUCAGUCUGUGAAAGACUAUGACUCUCUCGUCCCACAAAGUCUCCUGGAGCGGCUACUGGCAGCUGGAACGAAAGAACAUCCACCAGUAUGUGCAAUUCUUGGUGGAAUUCUUGGGCAGGAAGUGAUUAAAGCAAUCUCUGGUAAAGGAGGCCCUCUCAAGAACUUCUUCUACUUCGAUGCUGCCGAUGGGAAAGGCGUGAUAGAGGACAUCUCAAAGCCUCAUGCAGGCUGAGAUAUUCUUCUUUGACUCAAAGGUGGUAACUUGUUUUGCUAAAAAGAAAUAGGUUUCUUUUCUAACUUGAUGUCUUUUUAGUUUUGACACCAUUAGUUCUAUGUAUUGUUCAAAGCUAGUCUCAGGUAAUCCUAAUUUUGAUAUACAACCAUAAUUACUUUAGGAAACUCUGUGCAAGUUUGCUGUAGGAAACUUCCUGUUACAUAUAACGUGGUUUAUUGGUUUCUUUCCAAAAAUUUGCAACUAGAUGUAUCAGUGCAGUAAAUGCUUAUUAUGGAAUGGUUGAUAGAAGGGAUUUGUAUCGGAAAA